This is a messenger RNA of Alosa sapidissima (American shad), 2111 nucleotides long. RefSeq names its product zinc finger protein 501-like. The coding region runs from base 186 to 1667 and encodes 493 amino acids. The record is from RefSeq and is a predicted model, not a curated record. Gene Ontology annotation, cellular component: nucleus. The transcript has 4 exons. NCBI's taxonomy places the organism in Eukaryota, Metazoa, Chordata, Actinopteri, Clupeiformes, Clupeidae.
GUAGAUGGCGGUAAUGCUUUAUGAUUGCAAACUGCCAGUGAUCAACGAAGAAGAAAGAAGAGUCGUUGCGACCUAAUAAGAUGAGUAGCCUGGAUGUUUUGUGCUUAAAUUUCAGUCUGUUUCAAGUUGUGUAACCUUUGAAUUGCAUUGGCGAGUUUCUUGCGGCACGUCGAACAGUUCCAGUUAUGGAUUUCGUUGAGGAUUCGGCAGGCAGCGUUUCCUGCACUGACCUGCCGCAAAUUAUAGACGUGGGAACUGACCUCAGAAUAGAACCGAUCAUCUCAACUGAAAAGGGACAGGAGAAACAACCAGGCAUAGCUCCAGUCCUCUGCUCUGAAGCAGAACUUUACUGUACAGACCCUUUGGUUCUAGCUCAAUUAAGGAGAGUAUCGGUGGUGCUGGUGGACUGCAGUAGAACACAAGGAAGACGCAAGAACAAGAACAACAGAGAUGGAGAACAGCCCAAACCCAGUAAGAAGCCAUACUCCUGCUCCGAGUGUGGCAAGAGUUUCACUGAAUAUCGAAAAAUGCAACGGCACCAGUACAAUCACACCAGAGAGAAGCCAUACUCCUGCACCCAGUGUGACAAGAGAUUCACUUAUCUUCGAAAUCUGACAAAACAUCAGCCCAUUCAUACAGGGGAAAAGCCAUACUCUUGCUCUGAGUGUGACAAGAGCUUCAACAGAGAGGACAGCCUGAAACGCCACCGGAGUGUUCACACAGAGGAAAGGCCAUACCACUGCAGUGAGUGUGGCAAGAAUUUUAAAGCAAAGAAAGAUCUUGACACACACCAGCUCAUUCACACAGAACAAAAGCUUUUCUCUUGCUCUCAGUGUGAAAGGAGUUUCGCCACCAAGACUAGACUCAAGCAACACGAGCUCAUCCACACAGGAGAAAGACCCCACUCCUGCGCUCAGUGUGGCAAGAGUUUCGUUCAGGCGGGAGAUCUCAAACGACACCAGCGCAUUCACUCCGGGGAGAGGCCAUACCAUUGCAAUCAGUGUGACAAGUCGUUCAGAGACAAGGGACAGCUCAACGUGCAUAAGCGCAUUCAUUCAGGAGACGUGUUUCUCUGCUGUCACUGUGGCAAGUUUUUCUGUCGAGAAGCACAGCUCAGCAGACACAUACGUAGUCACACUGGAGAGAGGCCGUACACCUGUGCUCAGUGUAAUAAGAGCUUUAGACAUAAAGGUGGUCUCAAAGCUCAUCAGUUCAUCCAUGCAGGACAUAAGCCACAUCAGUGCACAGAGUGUGGCAGGAGUUUCACCCAGCGGGGAGAUCUUGUGCGACACCUGCGCACCCACACAGAGGAGAAACCGUACCGCUGCAUUCAGUGUGGCAAGAGCUUCAGGGAAGGAUGUCUCAAGGUGCACAUGCGACUUCAUGCUGGAGAGAAGCCACACAAGUGCGAUGUGUGUGGCAAGAGAUUCACUCAGUUGGGGAGUCUCAAACGGCACCAGCGCAUUCACACUGGAGAGAAACCAUACCACUGCGCUCUGUGUGACAAGAGUUUUACUACCGGUAGCGGCCUAAAAAUGCAUGAGCGCAGCCACACAGGAGAGCGGUGCUACGCCUGCUCCCGAUGUGACAAGACUUUCAUUCAGCUAGGCCAUCUGAAAACCCACCAGAAAGUGCACACAGGAAAAGAGAUCUAUGAGGACCCGUGAGGAUAUUCACACUGAAUAGAGGGCAUAUCUGUACACCCAGUGUGAGUAACUUUGUACUCUAUAUACUGAAUAUGACUCAUUCCAUGUCAGUUCAGACAGAAUCCAGGAAAAUCGUCGCCACACCAUCUCAGAAUUUGCUCAAAGUUUGUCUGCAUGACGCUUAGGUCCCAAAACCUAAAGGAGAAUUCUGGCGCUUUUCACAUACUGUAGAUCUCUGUACGACAGGAUGACUGACAGGAUUUGAACAGAAAUAGUUUACAGGCCAUGGCUUGCUUUUGGGGCCCAUUCAUGAUAUGACGAGGUCUGAGACGAUAAUAACCUUAUUUGAUUUGACACAGAAUAACCCUAUGAGUGCCCUAUGUAAUGGUAGCCCCCCUCUCACUCAUCUUUGGUACUUGAAGUCUGUAUAGUUUCCAGAGUGUGAAAAGCCGUCAUCUACAUGUG